This is a messenger RNA of Clonostachys byssicola, 780 nucleotides long. The record is from the annotation of a GenBank genome assembly. NCBI's taxonomy places the organism in Eukaryota, Fungi, Ascomycota, Sordariomycetes, Hypocreales, Bionectriaceae.
AUGUCUGGUUCGCCCUCAAACGCCUCUCCUGGCGCCCCUGGUGGCAACAGCAUCCGGCCUGGUCAGGGUUAUCGCCUUCUUCAUGGCAGUGCUUCAAGACGCGCAGGCCGUGGAGGCAGAUUUGGCAGAGACGUUACAUAUCUUGGUGUUUCUGCUGAUGACGUGCCCCAAGUCCAGCAGGAACAUCACCAUCAAGCAGACACUCCAGUAAUCCAACAAUCUCUGGAAGAGCGACGCCAGACAGGACACUCCGCCCUAGUAAUCAAUGUGGAAGGCAACGCAACUAUCCGGAUCGACCUGGAAAGAAAGGAAGAGACACGUCAGAGGCAAGCAGAAGAAGCCCUCGGAGGAGACCAACAAUCACCAGAAGAAGAUACAGCCAUGGGAAAUGGCAGCCGAAGAGCCGCGACAACUCCUAUUCCCAAGGCAUCAAGUGGAGAAGGCGUUACAUUGAAGCAAAUGGCCGAGUCAAUGGCUCAGAUACAACAUCAGAUGAAGCAAAUGCAACAGCAGCUCUCCGCCGUCCAGGCUUAUGUCGAGCCUGCACCCCCUCCUCGAAGCGUACAAGAGAGAUCCGGAAAUACGCGCUACUCCCCGCGCCUCACUCGAGGCUCUCCGGAGCACCGUCCCUACCGCCGUGGUCCGCCCGUCAAUCGAUUCGAGCCUCUCGCUCCGCCGAAAUUCCAAGCUGCGACUGUUUCAGCUUCGCCAACUAGCCAAGCCACAUUUGAAGAGCAAAUUGCUUUUGCCGAUUCUGUUAGCGACAUCACUCAGUGGUAA